Morchella importuna is the source of this 3234-nucleotide messenger RNA. RefSeq lists its product as uncharacterized. Lineage: Eukaryota; Fungi; Ascomycota; Pezizomycetes; Pezizales; Morchellaceae. Gene Ontology annotation, biological process: peptide catabolic process. The transcript is spliced from 9 exons. The coding region runs from base 1 to 3234 and encodes 1077 amino acids. Gene Ontology annotation, molecular function: metalloendopeptidase activity; metal ion binding. Gene Ontology annotation, cellular component: mitochondrion; cytosol. The record is from RefSeq and is a predicted model, not a curated record.
AUGAAGCCUGAUAUGAAGGAGAUAUCUGUUCAGACUGGAGUGGCUACUGUCAUCGCCAACAAGCUGGAGCAACCUGAUCUCGAUAAUCGGUCGUACCGUGUAAUUCAGCUACCUAAUAAGCUCGAGGCGUUGAUUGUGCAUGACCCGGACACAGACAAAGCCAGUGCUGCGUUAGACGUGCAUGUUGGGAACUUUUCCGACAGUGAAGACUUACCAGGUCAAGCACAUGCUGUAGAACAUCUUCUGUUUAUGGGAACUGAAAAGUAUCCAAAAGAGAAUGAGUACUCUCAAUAUCUAGCAGAAAAUUCUGGGCAUUCCAAUGCGUACACUGCCUCCACAUCUACAAAUUACUACUUCGAAGUAGGGCACGAGCAUUUCUAUGGUGCACUUGAUCGUUUUGCACAGUUCUUUAUCGCUCCGCUCUUUCUCGCAGAGACACUCGACCGUGAGCUUAGAGCCGUGGAUUCUGAAAACAAGAAAAAUCUUCAAAAUGAUACUUGGAGGCUUCAUCAAUUAGGAAAAUCGCUAUCUAACCCUAAGCAUCCAUACUGUCAUUUCUCUACAGGAAAUCUUGAGACAUUGAAAGAACAGCCAACUAAGAAGGGAAUUAACGUCAGAGAUGAAUUUCUGAAAUUCCAUGAUAAGUACUACUCAUCAAAUGUGAUGAAACUCGUGGUUUUGGGUAGAGAAGACUUAGAUACACUUGAGAAAUGGGUUGUGGAGUUGUUUGAGGGUGUCAAAAACAAGAACCUACCAGAUCCUAAGUUCGAAGGGCAACCUUUCACUGAGGAGCAAAUGCUGACGCAAUACUUUGCUAAACCUGUUAUGGAUACCCGAUCAUUGGAUAUCACGUUCCCGUACCUUGAUGAAGAAAAGUUGUUCCGGACACAACCCUCGAGAUAUGCAGCCCAUUUAAUUGGGCAUGAGGGCCCUGGUUCCAUACUUGCAUAUCUGAAAAAGAAAGGAUGGGCCAAUGGGCUUUCAGCUGGACCAACAUCGGUUUGUAAUGAUGCUGCUUUCUUCUAUAUCUCUAUCAGGUUGACAGAAGAAGGAUUAGAUCAAUAUGAAGAAGUUGCAAAGCUUGUAUUCCAAUACAUUCACCUUAUUCGUAGUACUCCCCCACAGGAGUGGAUCAUGAAAGAGCUUCAAGCUGUUGCUGCUAUUGACUUCAAAUUUCAACAAAAAUCUCCAGCUUCCAAGUUCACAUCACGCCUUUCUGAUGUAAUGCAGAAGCCCCUUCCUAGAGAGUGGCUCCUAUCGGGAACGAGUUUGAUUCGCGAGUUCGACCCGGCUAUCAUCAAAAAAUCUUUAGAAUUUCUACGACCUGACAGCUUUAGGCUUUCCAUUGUCUGUAGGGAUUGUCCUAAAGGAAAAUGGGAAGCAAAGGAGAAAUGGUAUGGGACUGAAUACAAGGUUGAGAAAAUUCCCCAAAAGUUUCUGUCUGAAAUUCAAGACAUCUUUAAGAAGAAAGUGGAUGAUUUGGAGAAGGAGCUACAUCUCCCUCAUAAGAACGAGUUUAUUCCCACAAACUUCGAUGUUCAAAAGAAGGAAACAAAGGAACCUUCAAAAAUACCAGCAUUAAUAAAGCAUACAGACUUAUCUAGAGUUUGGUAUAAGAAGGACGACACCUUCUGGGUUCCCAAAGCGAACAUAUUCUGUACACUUCGGAACCCCAUAGCAUAUGCGAGUCCUGGAAGUGCUGUGAAAGCGAAACUUUAUUGCGAAUUAGUCAAGGAUGCUCUCAAUGAAUACGCUUACGAUGCGGAAAUCGCUGGCCUUGAAUAUUCUUUGGCUGCCCAUUCGCUGGGAUUAGACAUCGAGAUUUCAGGCUACAACGAUAAAAUGUCUGUGCUAUUAGAGAAACUUCUUACAAAGAUGCGUAGUUUAGAAAUUUCGCCCAGUCGGUUUAAUGUUAUCAAAGAACGAACUCUGAGAGGCUACCGAAACUGGGACUUCGCCCAACCGUAUUAUCAGGUUGGGGAAUAUGCCAGGUACCUGCACGCUCAACAGAUGUGGCUGAACGAUGAGCAUCUCGAGGAGCUUGAAACCGUUACUAUGGAAGAAGUGCAAAGCUUUUAUCCAUUGAUUCUUAAGCAGUUACAUAUUGAAUCCUUGGUCCACGGAAAUCUCUACAAAGAGGAUGCUCUUAGACUUACCGCAAUGGUCGAAACAAUCCUUAAACCUCGGCCACUCCCUCUUGCGCAGUUUGGCAUCCGGAGAUCUCUUCUUAUGCCGCCUGGUGGGAAGUUUAUCUAUCCCCGAAAGCUCAAAGAUGAGAAAAAUGUGAAUUCAUGUAUUGAGUAUAGUCUCUACAUUGGAGAGCAUACUGAUCGAAAGCUCCGGGCCUUGACAGUCCUGUUUUCACAGUUGACUGAAGAGCCCGCUUUUGAUUUGCUGAGAACUAAGGAGCAACUUGGAUACGUAGUGUUCUCUGGUGCUCGUAUCAAUACUGCCACAAUUGUUUAUCGGGUUCUUAUCCAAUCUGAGCGAUCCGCUCCGUACCUGGAGUCAAGAAUUGAGAAUUUCUUGAAAUCAUACAAGACCACCCUCGAUAAAAUGACAGAAAAAGAACUCAAAGGUCAUAUCAAUAGUGUCAUCGUCAAACGAACCGAGAAAAUGAAAAACCUGAAUCAGGAAAGUUCAAGGCUAUGGACUUACAUAGGCAGUGAAUACUUUGAUUUCUUGCAGGUCGACAUCGAGGUUGACGUAAUCAGAAACCUUACCAAAGCUGACGUUGUUGAGUUCUACAACACCUACAUCGAUUUUUCAUCUCCAAGACGUUCCAAAAUCUCUGUCCAUAUGCAUGCAGCAGCCACUCCUCCACCCCCUAUUCCUAUUCCUACGUCAGAUCAAAAGGCCACAUUAGCUCUAUCCCUUUCUCAAUUUAUCUCAAGCCAAGGGGGCGUCAGUGUUGAUGCUGUGCAUGUCGCAAAGGCUCUUGAAAGCACCGAUUUGACGAAGGCCGAAUCUAUUAUCGGAUCUGUGACAACCUUUCUAUCGAAGGAAUUGAAGUUGGCGGAUGAGAAGGUUAAAGUGAUUAUUGACCAAGGUUCGGCUUUGCUGGUACCAAUGUUAUCAAAGCUCUCAGGCUCGCUCCCGAAUGAAAAGUUCGAUGGAGAUCAGGGUCAAAUCAUUGAAGAUGUAUAUGGCUUCAAGGCUGGGUUGGAAAUGACAAAAGGUGCAAGGCCUGUCAGGCCACUAGUGGAAUUCGAGGAGUCAUCGGUUAAGCUUUAG